AUGAGGUCCACAAUUCUAUAUACGAUACUAGCAGUAGCUUUCAGCGCCACGAGCAUCGCUGGAACAACUUGGAGUGACUCAUGCACGUCCAUUAAUGGCCAAGCAUUUCCCUCGCUAUUGGACGUUACCACGGAGGAACUGAUCACGGGACUGGAGUCUGGUCUGUUCACGAGCGUCGAUCUUGUGAACGCCUAUAUCGCCAGAAUUGCUGAGGUCAAUGGCACCAAUCAUGCCGUCACACAGCUCAAUCCAGACGCACUUACCAUCGCCCAAGCCUUGGACGAUGAACGUGCAAAUGGCACUUCUCGUGGUCCAUUGCAUGGCAUUCCCGUUCUCAUCAAGAACAACAUCGCUACGUUCGACAGCAUGGACAACACAGCCGGGUCAUACGUCUUCGCAGGAGCGAAAGUCCCCCGAGAUAGUACCAUGGCGGCGAAAUUGCGACAGGCCGGUGCAGUCAUCCUAGGCAAAACCAACUUGAGCCAAUGGGCAAACUUCCGGAGCGACAAUUCGAGCAACGGCUGGUCAGCCAUCGGUGGACAAGUCAUUGCUGCAUACUUUCCCGACCAGGACCCGAGCGGGAGCAGUAGCGGUAGCGGUGUGUCGAGCUCUCUGGCACUGGCCCAUUUCUGCCUGGGCUCGGAAACGGACGGCAGCAUCAUCUCCCCAUCGGAUGCGAGCAAUCUUGUGGGCAUCAAACCAUCCGUGGGACUCACUUCGAGGAGUCUCGUAAUUCCCAUCUCUGAACACCAGGACACGGUCGGGCCAAUGGCGCGAACGGUCAAGGAUGCGGCUUACUUGCUCAACGCGAUUGCAGGCUUUGACGAAAACGACAACUACACCUCGGCGAUUCCCUAUCCUGAUUAUGUGCUUCCGGACUAUGUUGCCGCAUGUAACUUCUCUGCUCUUAGUGGCGUCCCUGCAAUCCGCAAUUCGCCAUACGCUCCGAUCCUGGACAGCUUCGACACAUACGCCAUACCUCUCCUCAAAGCCGCCGGCGCGAUAAUUGUCGAGAACACAACCUGGCCCGGCUACGAUACCGAGCCCGCGAACCGCACCUCUGUCGUCCUCGAAGGUGACUUCGUUGCCGAUCUCAUCAAGUACAUUGACCAGCUCACCUUCAACCCGAACAACGUCACCGACCUGGCUGAUGUCCGCAACUUUACGCAAUCCUCUGCUCUCGAGGACUAUCCUGACCGAGACACCGGCGUCUGGGACCAGGCCCUCGACUACUUUGGCGGUCAGGACAAUACCACUCCCGAAUUCUGGUCAAACUACACUCUCGGUCUCGAGCUCGCCGGGCCGCAAGGCAUCAUCGGAUCGCUGACGAACUACUCUCUGGAUGCUUUGAUCUUGCCGACGUACUUUGCCAGUCACUUUCCCGCCAUUCUCGGCACGCCUGUGGUGACCGUUCCGAUGGGCUCGUAUCCAGCUGGGUCGAAUGUGACACAGAACAACAGGGGUGACUUGAACGCAACAGGUCCAGGGAUACCGUUCGGGCUGAGUUUCGUCGCGGAGAAGUGGAGCGAGGAAAAGCUGAUCGGGUUGGCGUAUGCUUUUGAACAGAGGAGUAUGGUACGGGACAAGGUGCAGCCAUUGCCGGAGAAUGUGCCUAAGACUGAGAUAGCCGAUGUUGUUGGGAAGCGGAAGGGACGGAGAGCUUCCGUGGAAGUCGGCUGGUCGUAA
Messenger RNA from Cyphellophora attinorum, 1686 nucleotides. Its product is annotated as putative amidase. The record is from RefSeq and is a predicted model, not a curated record. The coding region runs from base 1 to 1686 and encodes 561 amino acids. The transcript has 2 exons. NCBI's taxonomy places the organism in Eukaryota, Fungi, Ascomycota, Eurotiomycetes, Chaetothyriales, Cyphellophoraceae.